AGGGUGUUAUAAGUAUUGGCAGGGUGUUGGUGCUGGGUUAGUCUGGAGUAACUGUAGCUGUAUAUCAGGCUCUGCAUAUUGUGAGGACUGUACCGGGAGUUGGAUAUAUUGUGUGGAUCCGUUUUGUUAUUACAUUGGUUUUGAGGUACCAGACAAGUUUGUGGUCGGCUAUGCCCUGGACUACAAUGAAUUCUUCAGGGACCUCAAUCACGUUUGUGUCGUCAACGAGAAGGGAAAAGAAAAAUACGCCAUCCCAAAGAGCGACUGAGGACGGGAACCCCCGCUGCCCCCACCCCGGUCGCCAUAGCAACAGCCAUCGCCACGACAACCAUCACCAUAGCAACCAUCACCAGGACGACCAUCACCAUAGCGACCAUCGCCAAGACAACCAUCACCAUAGCAACCAAGUUUCCACCUGGCCACAUCAUCACUGCACCAAACACAUUAGUAGCGAGAUAUCUAGUUCCCAUGACGACAACCACCAACAGUGUGGCCAUGGACAGAAAAACGCGAAAAUAAAGACAUCGACAACUUCAAGUUCAACGACAAGUUCAAGUUCAAGAAGGACCAACUUUUUCCACAUCGGGAUCACGGCAGGAAGCCGGGCGGUGGCCAACGUUCGUAGCCGGCAGGUUAGAAUAGUCAGCCCCAACCAGCACAUCUCCAUCAUCACACCCAAACGGCAGAUCAGAAUAGUCAGUCCCAGUACAGAUAGCAGUACAAGCAGUGUAGCAACGAGUAGAAGUAACAAGGAGGAGUCUGAAGUACAGAGGACAGUGUUAAUCCAGCCUAGGCAGAGUGUGAGAAUCGUGAAACAGAAUUCUCAGCAGACAAGAGAAGAGAGCGGAUCGAAGAGAAGUGGAGGAGUUUCGUACAGGUUUGUGAGAAAAGCAGCGUCAAAUGUUACUCGAUUUACGAAAGAAACAAGACAGUCGGGAGGAGGGAGCGUCGUCAUGAGAUACCCGUGGGGUCGCGUGGACAUCACGCGGGGUCAGACGCGGAAUAUUGUGUCAAACGACGGUAGAACUGACGACUGUUCCGCGGUGAGGUGUACCAACCUUCAAAAAAUUGAAGAGGAAGAAACAGAGUCACAGAGAACAGUAGAGAGGCUAGAGGAAGGGAAGGGAGGAGAAGUUGUUGUGAACAGGGAAGGGGCAGUACAGAGAAGAAGAGUAGUGAGACCACAUCAAGCUGGGCAGAGGUUUGUAUCCGUCAUGUACAUCCAGACAACUCCUUGUAAAUACAGAGGCAGGAAGGUAAAACAUGGAUCCUGA
Molecule: messenger RNA, 1274 nt
Organism: Branchiostoma belcheri (Belcher's lancelet)
Lineage: Eukaryota; Metazoa; Chordata; Leptocardii; Amphioxiformes; Branchiostomatidae
Product: hypoxanthine-guanine phosphoribosyltransferase-like
Exons: 3
Coding region: 171-1274 (367 amino acids)
Biological process (GO): guanine salvage; purine ribonucleoside salvage; GMP salvage
Molecular function (GO): magnesium ion binding; hypoxanthine phosphoribosyltransferase activity
Source: RefSeq, a predicted model, not a curated record